Panicum virgatum (switchgrass) is the source of this 863-nucleotide messenger RNA. RefSeq names its product universal stress protein Sll1388-like. The record is from RefSeq and is a predicted model, not a curated record. Bases 128 to 658 code for a protein of 176 amino acids. Lineage: Eukaryota; Viridiplantae; Streptophyta; Magnoliopsida; Poales; Poaceae. The transcript is spliced from 4 exons.
UCACCAUCCUCUCCUUAAGUAGCCUGCUCUGCUCUCUUCUCUUCACCUGGCGCAGCUCAUCGUAGACGUAGACCGACCAUAGCUAGCUCCUCACAAGUGUCCAGUGCAACCCAUCUCGUUUCGCAACAUGGCGGAGGCCAAGACGACUGAGCCUGCUCCGGCGGCGGCGGAGGGGGGUUCGGGGGAGCAGCAGCACAAGACGGUGGUGGUGGUCGGGGUGGACGACAGCGACCACAGCUACCACGCGCUCGAGUGGACGGUGCGCCACGUGGCGGCCGGCAUGGCGGGCGCCGCCGACCUCGUCAUCGUCCACGCCAAGCCCUCGCCGUCCUCCGUCGUCAGCUUCGGCGGGCCCGGAGCCGGCGAGGCCAUGAGGUACGUGGAGGCCGACCUGCGCAAGAUGGCCGAGGCCGUCGUCGACAGGGCGCGCCGCGUCUGCAUCGCAAACUCGGUGCACGCUCUGAUCGAGGUGGUCGAAGGGGAGCCCAGGUACGUGCUCUGCAACGCGGCCGAGAAGCACCACGCCGACCUGCUCGUCGUCGGCAGCCAUGGCUAUGGCGCCAUCAAGAGGGCCUUUCUGGGGAGCGUGAGCGACUACUGCGCGCACCACACGCACUGCUCCGUCAUGAUAAUGAAGCACCCCAAGCCCAAGUGCUGAGCAGAGCUCCGGUGCUCUGCUAGCUCAUCAGGUCCAUACUGCUCUGCUCCGGUGAUGACGGUGGUGGACUAGUAGUGAAGCGACCUAUAGGUCCAAAUGCUGGGCAUGUAUGUACCUGCAACAGCCGCCUCAGCUGUGCUUCUGCCAACAAAGGUUUAUCUAAGUGGAUGCAAGUGAAACAAUGUCUUGCGUUUUUUGUGGUGUU